Messenger RNA from Cinara cedri, 363 nucleotides. The record is from the annotation of a GenBank genome assembly. NCBI's taxonomy places the organism in Eukaryota, Metazoa, Arthropoda, Insecta, Hemiptera, Aphididae.
AUGGCUUGUUUCGAAAGAAGAGUUCUUAGAAGGAUUUAUGGACCUAUACUAGAAAAUGAAGUUUACAGGAGAACUAAUGUAGAGGUACAAUAAAUUUAUCAAAAACCCGGUAUCAACGCGUACCUCAUGAAUAAACGAAAUAAGUGGGUAGGCCAUGUACAGAGGUCAAAUUGAAUUUAAAAGAAAGCACUGGAAGGAAAAGUCAAUGGAGAAAGAUCUAAGAGCCGCCCUAGACAGCACUGGAUAGACAGGGUUAGCGUAGAUUUAAACAUGUACGCCCGAGGUUUAACUAUAGAAGACAGCAUUGAUAGAAAUGGUUGGUUAAAAGUAGUAGAGGCAGCGAAAGUUCUGCAAGGACCGUAA